This is a messenger RNA of Catharus ustulatus (Swainson's thrush), 409 nucleotides long. It is a transcript of the gene RPL29, whose product is annotated as ribosomal protein L29. The record is from RefSeq and is a predicted model, not a curated record. Gene Ontology annotation, cellular component: cytosolic large ribosomal subunit; ribosome. Lineage: Eukaryota; Metazoa; Chordata; Aves; Passeriformes; Turdidae. Gene Ontology annotation, biological process: cytoplasmic translation. Bases 102 to 329 code for a protein of 75 amino acids. Gene Ontology annotation, molecular function: structural constituent of ribosome. The transcript is spliced from 4 exons.
CAGGACGCGGGGUUCCGGCCCAGCCCCGAUUCCCGGCAGACCCCGCGGUGCUCCCUCUCUUCCGGUCCGGCGGCGGCGGCGAGCGCGGCUCGGGUGCGACCAUGGCCAAGUCCAAGAACCACACCACGCACAACCAGUCCCGUAAGUGGCACAGAAAUGGCAUCAAGAAGCCCAAAACCCAUAGAUACGAAUCUCUCAAAGGGGUUGAUCCCAAGUUUCUGAGGAACAUGAGAUUUGCAAAGAAACACAACAAGAAGGGGCUGAAGAAGAUGCAGGCGAACAAUGCCAAGCAGGCAGCUCAGCAGGCUGCUCAGCAGAAAAAGGACUGAUGUGCUUUAAUAAGAAGACCCAGUUUUCUUACUGGUGUGUGUGUUACAGCAUUUUUUAAAAUAAAAUUGUAUGUAACAAA